GUAAAUACAACCUAACCUAACCUCACUCUAGCGAUUCUGUCAGCCUGUUACACGUGUUUCAGAGCGAAGUAUUAAUUUUAAUCCUUUAAAAUGGAGAAACCAGUUGUUUCUGCGCGUGUAUUAAAAGUGCUAGGCCGAACGGGUUCCCAAGGCCAAUGUACGCAAGUGAAAGUUGAAUUUUUAGGUGAACAGAACCGUCAAAUCAUCAGGAAUGUCAAAGGUCCAGUCCGAGAAGGCGACAUCCUUACCCUCCUGGAAUCAGAGAGAGAAGCAAGAAGACUAAGAUAGUGUGAAUGCAGCUGCUGAUGACAGUUUUAAGUUCUCAUUUCUCUGGUCCUUCACAGAUGCAACCUUACACCACUUCAAGAUGAGCUGUCUUAAAUGUAACUCAAUUGAUACCAUAAAUCUUGGAUUAAAGAAGUGAAGAAUACUUUUUGUACAGACCCAGCUGAAGUCAGCUCUGAAUUUUUUUAUUUAACUGAAAAUUCCCAAAAGAAAUAAAAUGAAAAAAAAAAAAAACUUCAAUGAAAAGAAA
Messenger RNA from Bemisia tabaci, 535 nucleotides. It is a transcript of the gene RpS28b, whose product is annotated as Ribosomal protein S28b. Lineage: Eukaryota; Metazoa; Arthropoda; Insecta; Hemiptera; Aleyrodidae. Gene Ontology annotation, molecular function: structural constituent of ribosome. Gene Ontology annotation, biological process: translation; maturation of SSU-rRNA; ribosomal small subunit assembly. Gene Ontology annotation, cellular component: ribosome; cytosolic small ribosomal subunit. The record is from RefSeq and is a predicted model, not a curated record.